This is a messenger RNA of Plasmopara halstedii, 333 nucleotides long. RefSeq lists its product as uncharacterized. The coding region runs from base 1 to 333 and encodes 110 amino acids. The record is from RefSeq and is a predicted model, not a curated record. Lineage: Eukaryota; Oomycota; Peronosporomycetes; Peronosporales; Peronosporaceae. The transcript has a single exon.
AUGGAUGUUGGUAAACCAUGCAUUUCUAAGAGUUGUCGAAGAGAUAAGAAUGGCUACCUAGCGUGGUGCUCAGCUUACCCAAGCACUAGCAAAAGCGGUGGCCAAUCUGCUAAGGUUCUUGCUGAUGCUGAGCAAAAGCACAUCGAUGGCAAAGCAGUGGUGAUGCUGACUUCUAUGUUAAAGCGAUUAACAAAACAAAAUACAAAUGCCAAUAUUCGGUUCGAACCUCGUGGGCUGGGACAGCUAACGAAGGACAAAUUCAAUAUUGAGUACAAGUACGAGAUCAUCAGUCUCAAGCUCUUGGAAAUUUUUCUAGCUGUAAAAAAAUACUAA